AUGUAUUAUCUUUUUGUUGGAUUUCUUGCUCCAGCAAUUCUGAUUCUUAUUCUUGGACUGUUUGCUUGUCUCAAAAAAACUUCGAAUACCAGAUACGAUGACAAGGAUUACCAAUCAAUCUAUUCAAACGACGAAAAUCAAGUACGAAUCCGAAUGCCAGUCUACGACGCCCGCGGUGUGAACAGCUAUCAAAUGAUUUACGAAAAUCAGCACUUUGUCGAUUUCAAACACCCGCCAACCUACAACGAAGCCGUUCGCCAUAUGGCCAAUGUAAAAGCCCCGAGACGUCACUUGCCACCAAACCAGCCACGAAUACUGGAGCGAGGAGCGGUGCCGCAGCAAAAACAAACCACCAUUUAUUAA
Caenorhabditis briggsae is the source of this 363-nucleotide messenger RNA. The transcript has 3 exons. The record is from RefSeq and is a predicted model, not a curated record. Lineage: Eukaryota; Metazoa; Nematoda; Chromadorea; Rhabditida; Rhabditidae. Bases 1 to 363 code for a protein of 120 amino acids.